Messenger RNA from Eimeria maxima, 2136 nucleotides. RefSeq lists its product as hypothetical. Gene Ontology annotation, biological process: response to starvation. Gene Ontology annotation, cellular component: nucleus. Gene Ontology annotation, molecular function: cis-regulatory region sequence-specific DNA binding; DNA-binding transcription factor activity, RNA polymerase II-specific. The coding region runs from base 1 to 2136 and encodes 711 amino acids. The record is from RefSeq and is a predicted model, not a curated record. NCBI's taxonomy places the organism in Eukaryota, Apicomplexa, Conoidasida, Eucoccidiorida, Eimeriidae. The transcript is spliced from 2 exons.
AUGGAGACAACAGGUGUUGAUGGAGGAGACGGGAUCUCCAGGAGGGCGCGGGCAAGACGUGUCCUUAACCAGCCCGUUAAGACUCCCUGGAAGGAUACCCCCGAGUCCAAGGCCCCUGUUGAUGCAGCUGAUGUUCCUGCAGCUAGUGCUCUUGCAACGGAUGCUGAUGCUGCUGCAGGACUAGGCGAAGCUGCAAAAGAGGAGGCGGCAGAAUCGAGCGCUGCGGAGGUGGCGAAUGACGGUUCAGAUGCUGGAGAAGGUUCAUCUUCGGAUGUGGGGUGUCAAUCCACCUCCAUGUGCCUGUUUGUGGGCCAGGAGGUGCGUAUACACCUGGUGGACUUGGUGCGAACUCGCCUCGCAUGCAUUCCCCCUUCGUGCCUGGGGUCAAUGAAUUCCUUUUUUAGAGAGAUGUACACUCGCGAAAUUGAGCAGGACGCGGCGUUGGCAGAGCUGUAUGUAGAACACAGCAGCAGCAGGAAGAACACAAGCCUGCGGCCUUCUCGCCGCAUAAGAGGUGUUAUAACUGCGUUUUAUACAACUGAAGAAAGGCCGCUGGACACAGUGCUGUGUGCAGACUAUGUAUGUGGAGUAGAAAUAUGUUUUCGUGUUGGGGUAUCUGUACACCUCAGCUCUUCCUCUCCUUCUUGCAGCCAUGAAUUUGCGGUGUACAGAAGGUGGAACGUGCUCGACUUCCUUUCUCUCCGUCGGGUGUAUUGCCAGAACUACAGCGCCGACGUAUUUGUUGAAAAGCGAACAGCACGAGAGGGAGCGAAACAGCAAGUACUGAGCGCGGCUGAGUUCUUCAGGAGUUUGCAUCCGGACUUCUACUACGGGGACAGCUGCUCUGGAGACAAGGAUCCCUUUCUCCUCAACGGUUCGCCGCUGCCUCUUCCCUCUUCAGCAGCGGCAAACAGUCAAACAUUGACAUCCGCUGGUGGGACUGCUUCUGCUCCGGCGAGUCACAGGAGACGCGGCAGACCCCGCAAAUUCCCACGGCCAGAGGAGACUGCCGUUGCAGCAGCACAGGGGCUGUCCCUGCAGCAGCAGCAGCAGCAGACCUGGGCCCUUAAGAGGAACCCGGCUGGAGGCCAGAAAAAAUAUCCCCAAGGCACUACCGUGCACACACUUGGGGCAAAGUUUUAUAUCACGAAGGAAACACAACGAUCGUUGGAAGCAGACAGGAAGGUGGAGGAAGAAAGAGAAGAUCCAGUAGAGGCAGGCAUCGACAAGUUUACUCUAGCGCAAGCCACGGUCAAUGCAAGAACGGCCAAACGAAGAAGGGCCGAGGAGCCACAACAACUAUCAGGGUCUUCUGCCCGCGUGGGGGGCUCUGGGGGACCCUCCAACUCUUCGUUGCGCAUGCCUCGCUGUGGAUUGCCCACAACUGAAGGCAACACCAGAUGCAGCGAGGUCGCGGAGAAGCAGCGGCAGGAACAAAACCAACAAUUCAAGCAGCAGCAGCAACAAAGGCAGCACCAGCAGCAGCGACAUCAGCAGCGAGAAGACCAGCAGGCGCAGGUGCAGCAGGAGCAAGAGCACCAACACCAGGAAGGACGGCAGGAGGAGGGGCUGCUGUCUCCCUGUGGUUCUGUAGCAUCCGGCACUGGAGAAUUGGUUUCUCCUCCUCUGUACAGUUCCUCAGUGGCCCCGCAUUUGAAUGCGGACUCGCGCGAAGCAUUGGAAAAGGUGCUGCUGCCGUACUACCGUCGUUGUUUGCAGCUGCUGUUGUCUGGUUUGUUAGGGUGUCUGAAUUCUAUCCCAUACACGGCGGAAGCCUUCUUAGAACGUCAACGAGCAAUAGGACAAUGCCUUCUAGCAGCUGCUUCUCCUGAUUUCAGCCUCGCCGAACUGCAAACCCUUAUUAACCCCUUUGGGCGAUGCAUAAAAACCCGCGCAGCCCCCAAUGAGUUGGACAUACACCUGCAGCAGGACCUCGUGGAAGAUGUACUGCACCUCUCCCGCUUCCUCGAGCAACCGGCAGCAGCAGCAACAACAAUAACAGCAUCAACAAGAACAACAGCAGUGACAGAGAGCAUGCACCCGCUGCCUAGACCGGCAGGACAGAAGACAGAGGCAAACGAUGAUGGUGCGGAAAGAAUGAACAGAGCCUCUCUUUCCCAUCCCUCCCUUCUGUAG